AUGGUUGGGGGGCGGGAGGGAAAGAUGGCGGAACUGAUGCUGCUCAGCGAGAUUGCGGACCCAACACGUUUUUUCACCGAUAACUUGCUGAGCCCGGAGGACUGGGGUCUGCGGAACAGUACCUUGUAUACUGGCCUGGAUGAUGUGGCAGAGGAGCAGACGCACCUCUUCCGUUGCCCAGAGCAGGAUGUCCCGUUUGGCAGCAGUUCCCUGGACGUGGGGAUGGAUGUUAGCCCUCCUGAGCCCCCCUGGGAUCCCCUGCCUAUCUUCCCAGAUCUUCAGGUGAAGUCUGAGCCGUCCUCUCCCUGCUCCUCUUCCUCCCUCAGCUCUGAGUCAUCUCGUCUUUCCACAGAGCCCUCUAGCCAGGCCCCUGCUGUAGGGGAGGUGCUGGUUGUGAAGACAGAAUCCUUGGCACCCCCAUUCUGCCUCCUAGGAGAUGAUCCAACAUCCCCAUUUGAAACGGUCCAGAUCAAUGUGGGUCCCACCUCUGACGACCUCUCAGAUGUCCAGACCAAGCUAGAGCCUGUCUCCCCAUCUUCCUCCAUCAACUCCGAGGCUUCCCUGCUCUCAGCAGAGUCCCCCAACCAGGCUUUUAUAGGAGAGGAGGUACUGGAAGUGAAGACAGAGUCACCAUCCCCUCAAGGGUGUCUCCUGCGGGAUGUCCUAGGCCCCCCACUUGGAGGUGUCCAGAUCAGCAUGGCCCCAUCCUCUGAUGGCUCCUUAGGCAAAGCCCUGCCCACCCGGAAGCCACCGCUGCAGCCCAAACCUGUGAUGAUAACCACUGUCCCAAUGCCACCCAGACCUGUGCCUCCUAGUACCACCAUCCUUUUGCAGCCUCUUGUCCAGCCACCCCCAGUGUCACCAGUUGUCCUCAUCCAAGGUGCUAUUCGGGUCCAGCCUGAGGGGCCAGCCCCCCCUGCUCCAAGGCCUGAGAGGAAGAGCAUUGUUCCAGCUCCUAUGCCUGGGAACUCCUGCCCACCUGAAGUGGAUGCAAAGCUGCUGAAGAGGCAGCAGCGAAUGAUCAAGAACCGGGAGUCGGCCUGCCAGUCUAGGAGGAAGAAGAAGGAGUAUCUGCAGGGGCUGGAGGCUCGGCUGCAGGCCGUGCUGGCCGACAACCAGCAGCUCCGCAGGGAGAAUGCUGCCCUCCGGCGGCGGCUGGAGGCCCUGCUGGCGGAAAACAGUGAGCUCAAGUUAGGGUCUGGAAACAGGAAGGUGGUCUGCAUCAUGGUGUUCCUUCUCUUCAUUGCCUUCAACUUUGGACCUGUCAGCAUCAGUGACCCUCCUCCGGCUCCCAGAUCCCCUCGGAUGAGUGGAGAGGAGCCUCGACCCCGGAGACACCUGCUGGAAUUCUCAGCGCAAGAGCCGGUUCAUGGAGUUGAACCCCUCCAGGCUUCCUCCCUGGGCCCUGAGGAGCCUCAGCCCAGCCCUCCAGGCCGGCCAAGUUUCAGGAACCUGACAGCCUUCCCAGGGGGCGCCAAGGAGUUGCUUCUGAGAGACCUGGACCAGCUCUUCCUUUCCUCUGAUUGCCGGCACUUCAACAGGACCGAGUCCCUGAGGCUUGCGGAUGAGCUGAGCGGCUGGGUCCAGCGCCACCAGAGAGGCCGGCGGAAGAUCCCCCAGAGGGCCCAGGAGAGACAGAAGUCUCAGCUAUGGAAGAAAUCACCUCCAGUUAAGGCAGUCCCAACCCAGCCCCCGGGGCCCCCAGAAAGGGAUUCUGUGGGCCAACUGCAGCUGUAUCGCCACCCAGACCGUUCACAGCCAGAGUUCCUGGAUGCAAUUGACCGACGAGAAGACACGUUUUAUGUUGUGUCCUUCCGACGAGACCACUUGCUGCUCCCCGCCAUUAGCCACAACAAGACCUCUCGGCCCAAGAUGUCCCUGGUGAUGCCUGCCAUGGCCCCCAAUGAGACCCUGUCAGGCCGGGGGCCUCCAGGGGACUAUGAGGAGAUGAUGCAGAUCGAGUGUGAGGUCAUGGACACCCGGGUGAUUCACAUCAAGACUUCCACGGUGCCCCCCUCGCUCCGAAAACAGCCAUCCUCGACCCCGGGCAAUGCCACAGGUGGCCCCUUGCCAGCUUCUGCAGCUGGCCAGGCACGCCAGGCGUCCCACCAGCCCCUCUACCUCAAUCACCCCUGACCUGUGCAACUCACACUAUCUUAGAGCUGGUGGUGGGGGACGGGAGGUGGGGGUGACCAAGUGAGGCUUUUCUAAGUUCUCUGAUCCCUGGGCUUGGGGCAAUUGGUAAAGGAAAGACAGGGUGUGGGGUUAAGCACUUAUUUGGAGGUGAGGGGGUUUACCUCUCUUCUCACCCCUUUUUGGAAUAUAGGGCUCCUCUCAUUUCUCUAAACCCCUAAUUCCUGCUUCUUUCUUUGAGAUUAAGUUUUGGGGUGGGUGGACUCCUGCACACUCUUUAUUCUUUUGUUUCUCUGUUUAGGGGGGUGGAGGGGGGAAUUUAGUCCCCAGGAGGGACAAGGGACAUUUUUACAUUUUGGAGCUAGUAACUGGGAGUAAAGGAGGGGUGGUGGUGGGAGAUCAGGUUUACGUAUAUGUAUAUCUUCUUUUUUAUUAUUAAAUAAACAAC
Hyaena hyaena (striped hyena) is the source of this 2581-nucleotide messenger RNA. It is a transcript of the gene ATF6B, whose product is annotated as activating transcription factor 6 beta. Gene Ontology annotation, molecular function: RNA polymerase II cis-regulatory region sequence-specific DNA binding; DNA-binding transcription factor activity, RNA polymerase II-specific. The transcript has 18 exons. Gene Ontology annotation, biological process: regulation of transcription by RNA polymerase II; endoplasmic reticulum unfolded protein response. The record is from RefSeq and is a predicted model, not a curated record. Gene Ontology annotation, cellular component: nucleus. The coding region runs from base 1 to 2136 and encodes 711 amino acids. Lineage: Eukaryota; Metazoa; Chordata; Mammalia; Carnivora; Hyaenidae.